AAUAGUGGAACUUAUAGUCAGAUGAAGGGAGAGGAGGGGCAGUAAUAUACAGGAGUGAUAAGCAUAUGUGAGGUCAUUGCGAGGCACUGAGGGAGUGACACGCGUCCACCAUGAGCAAGCUGUUUAAGAUGGUAAUUCUGGGAUCGCCGGGAUCAGGCAAGGGCACCAUCUCCUCCAGGAUCGUGAGGGACUUCGGCCUUAAACACAUGUCCAGCGGCGACAUCCUCAGAUCACAGGUGCUCAAGAGGACCGAUGUUGGACAGGAAGCAGAGAAAUACAUGAAAGCUGGGAAGCUGGUGCCUGAUGAGACAAUGGUCAAACUUAUCUCAUCUGAACUGUCAGCCCUGAAGACUUCCAACUGGCUUCUGGAUGGCUUCCCUCGCACCCGGCCACAGGCAGAGGCUCUUGACCAGCAUGAGAAGCUUGACCUGGUACUGAGCCUUGAGGUCCCAGAUGAGGUGAUAAUAGAACGUAUCAAAGGCCGCUGGACACACCUGCCUUCAGGAAGGAUUUAUCACACUGAGUUUAACCCGCCCAGAGUUCCGGGCAAGGAUGACGUGACAGGAGAGCCACUGGUCCAGAGGGAAGACGACAAGGCUGAGUCAGUGCGGCGUCGUCUGGAGUAUUACGCAGCCAAUACAGGUCCUCUGAAGAAGUUUUAUGAGGAGCAGGGGCUUCUCGAAUGCUUCCACGGCACUAUGUCGAACGAGAUAUAUCCACGCGUGCACAAAUACCUCCAGACCUACAUACCAGCUCAUGGAGGGCCAUUUUAAUUUAACAGCUUAUUGGUUCAGGCUGGUCCGACCUCUCAAGUUGUAAACAGGAGGUGCUAAAUUGUGAUGUUUGUGUAUAAUAGUUGAAACCAUUUUAUCUUCUGGUCCUGUUUUUAGAUUCUUUAAUGUUUUAUGCAUGCUAGAAUUGGUUGUGUUGAGUGGCAUUACUGAGGUUAGAUUUAUGAGGUUUGAACAUCGUGAAGUAUUGGAAAAUAUAAUAGAAAAUGGAGGCUAGAUUGAACAAAUUUAGAUCAGGAGUUUGAAGUUUAGUCUUGUUUAGGUUUGGCCCUCAUAAUACAUGUUGGUGCUGAUCUAUCAGGGUUGUGUUCAUCGUAGCUGAUUAUAAUUAUUCGUGUUGGUAAAUAAUGCUUUGUGACUUUCUCCAUCAUCUUGUUUUCAUUAUAUAAAUCUCUGCUAUUGUCCAUCACUCCAGUUGCAGCUUUUUCUUUUCAUUGUCAGUCAUAUGAAUAACUGUCUUAUAAGAAAUAGGUGAAUUUCACCAUAGUAAUAAGUGCUAUACACUUCACCUUUAGACCGCAAUGUUUAUUGAUGUGGCAUCAUGGCAUUAGUUUUUGAAGGUAUGGAAUUUGUAUCACUCACUAGAAAUGUGGAAUGAUGGAGUGAUAUAGUGGCACUCCAGAGUAACUCAUUAUCAUCAUGAUCAUUAUUCUCAUUCAAAUCCAAUCUAAUCCAGUGCACAGUGAGAGAACUCCCUUGUCCUUUCUUCCCAACUUUACCUCAUUCCUUAACCAAAUUCAUGUCUUCCACAAAAUCUAAUAUUAAAUUUUCCCUAACUUUCCUCUUCUAUAUUUGUUUCCUUUUUACUCUCUUCGCUUUGCCAAUAGUGCCAUAUGACUUAUGUAGUCUGCCACAUACCCAUCCUCUUUGUGGCAUAUUAAUCAAAUCAUAGUUAAAAAAAAAAAAAUCACAAGGUUUUCAGUUGAUUAUCCAGUUAAAUGAUCCUCAUAUCCCCUCAGACAUUUGAAUCUCCAAAGUUCACUGCCAUAAACCCAGAGUACAAUGUUCAUAGCAAAUUUCACUGCAUUACCCUGAGUCAUUCCAGUUUCUAAGUCAGAGGAGUGUAACCCAACUUUCCUGCAUUCCUAACAAACCUCUUCUUUCCACCUUGAGACUAACAUGUGAAUGCAAACCUGAACAGUCAUGUUCUAAACUUCUAAAGCAUAAUUAGCAUUUUGUAUGUCAACAAAAGCAUAGGAUCUUGAUGUGAUUAUCCAUUUUUUUUUGCCACUUUUUGCAUAUUGAGGAAAUUGAUGUGUAGCUUGUGGCACCGGGUUUGGCAUGGAGUGAGAAGAGGUUUAAGCAUUGUUAGGUGCUUUCCAUUUAAAAGUGUGAUGUUCCUUGUAUAUCUGUUAAUUUUGUUAUGGGUGCUUUUAUUGUUGAUUAUGGUAAGUAAUUAGUUUUGGGCAGUAGAAGAUUCUCAAAAGUGCCUUGUAAUACCUCAUGCUCUUGUGUUAUUUGUAAGUUCUUCUAAAGAGAAAGGGAAGUAUGGACUAAAGUAUUUAGUCUUUGUCGUUGGGAAUUAGAUUUUAUGUAGCUGCUUUAUAAACAUAUAUGCUUAGAAUAGAACUUUUAUUACUGAUUUGAUUCUAAAGAAUCCUGUGCCUCCAUAUGCCUAAUUAUUACCUUCUUAGGUAAAGACUGGAGAAAACUAACUACAGACAUUAGCAGGAGCAGAAGGCACAGUGGCGUUAUUUAUAUUUAUUUCCAUGAACAAAAGACUUGUGUUUUUACCUCAAGCCUUACUUAUUCCAGGAUCUUAUCUAUUUUAAUAUGUUCAGAUAAUCAGUAACUUUAUUGCAUAAGAAGCAAGAAAAUUUUAUUUUAUUCAUUAAUUUGUUAUUUUUCUUUUAGUGAAGUUGUUAACAGACAACAUUUAUACUAAAAGUAAGAUAAAUUUUGUUUGUUAAAUCACAUGAUUUUAUAGUUGAUAGUCUGACUUCUACAUUCACACAGUACAGAAGUUAGCAUAAUGAACAGAAUUAGCUCAGGAUGUGAAAAUUACCUGCCCAGUUUGAAAACUUUUUUUGUUAUAAGCAAACCAUCUUGUAAAAUAAUACUAUACCACACAGCAAAGGCUCAAAGGCCAUUGAGAUAAGGAUGAGUGCUGAUGCUAUGCACAGCUAUAGCAUGUUUCCACCUUUACUAAGCCAUCAAUCAGUCAUUCAAUCAUUACCCAGAUCCCACACAUCCCUAAUGGGAUAAUGAUGAUAGGGUUCUACAGGGCAGCAGCUAACUACUUCUUUGUAAUCAGUAAUCACUGAUUUUUAUACUGAGUGGCAUUCCCAGACUCCCUUGCAGAUGGGCUUCCAAACAGUAAUGUGUCAGGGAGUGAGUGUACCCUGUGUUGGAUAUAAGUGGUGCAGCAUGCAAGGGGAAGGUGGAGUAGAAGGUUAGGCAACUUGCUACCUCUGGAUUGUUUUGUGCAAAUGAUCCAGCCAGGGCAGGAGCAGCAUAUAUAUAUAGUUCUUGGAUUUUUGUACUGGUGUUGGGUGCUGAGUCAAUUACCAUUGUCAAACAGUGCAUUGCUUUGUCAAGUAGCCACAACAUCAGCAUGCUCAAAAUGCAAAUAAACCAUAAAAGUUGA
This is a messenger RNA of Scylla paramamosain (green mud crab), 3378 nucleotides long. RefSeq names its product GTP:AMP phosphotransferase AK3, mitochondrial-like (gene Ak3). Gene Ontology annotation, biological process: nucleobase-containing compound metabolic process. The coding region runs from base 111 to 773 and encodes 220 amino acids. Gene Ontology annotation, molecular function: AMP kinase activity; ATP binding. Gene Ontology annotation, cellular component: cytoplasm; mitochondrion. The record is from RefSeq and is a predicted model, not a curated record. Lineage: Eukaryota; Metazoa; Arthropoda; Malacostraca; Decapoda; Portunidae. The transcript has 4 exons.